GUUCAGCUGUGGACUCGCCUGAGGCCGAAUCCCUCCAUCGCUGGGGAUAUGUGUACACUUACAAACGCUGGACAUAACCCAGAAAGGAGGUCAGUUUAUUAUUUUUUUAUCCAUGAGUGAACAGUGGCUGUCCAACAGUGUCAGCAAACACAGCUGAUCACUAUGUCAAGUGGAGUUUUAGGCCGUCUGAGCACCCUGACACUCAACAUUAAGCAGGUAGUUGGCCUGCCUCAUCUUUCCCCCUCCCUUCAUUCCUUGCCCUCCCUUCAGGCUACAGUGGAAGUCUCAAACGUGCCCAGCCUGUUCCGUGAGCCCUACAUUCAAUCAGGCUACCGUCCAGUAGGCCAGCCAUGGCACUGCUAUGCACUCAGCCUCUUUCAACGCCACAAUGAGCUGCUGAAUGUCUGGUCACAUCUUCUGGCGGUACCUGCUGUGCUACUACGCUUCUGGCUCUUUGCCGCCACAAGAAGCUUGACUCUAGACGCCUCAUCGCUGCCCCUCUUCCUCUACACCCUUUCGGCUCUGACCUACCUCACCUGUAGCACGCUAGCCCACUUGCUCCAGUCUCACUCAGAGCUAUCCCACUACUCCCUCUUCUUCUUGGAUUAUGUCGGCGUGGCUGUGUAUCAGUAUGGAUCGGCGUUGGCUCAUUAUUUCUACUGCGCUGAGCAGGAGUGGAAGCAGAGCCUGGUGGGGGCACUGUUCCUGCCUGGCGCUGCUCUACUGGGCUGGUUAUCAUGUGCCAGCUGCUGCUUCGCCAAGUUGCACUAUCGCCGUCCAUACCCGCUGCGCAGGAAGAUCUUCCAGAUUGUGCCCACUAGCCUGGCGUACAUGUUGGAUAUCAGCCCUGUGGCACUCCGACUAGCCACGAGACCCUGCCAUGAGCCUGUGCUAGUGCUGCACGCCCUGCAAGUGGCCUUCUUCCUGAUGGCUGCCUUCUUCUUCUCGUGCCCGGUGCCUGAGCGUUUUUUUCCAGGAAAGUGUGAUAUUGUAGGUCACGGGCACCAGAUCUUUCACAUCUUUCUGGUCAUGUGCACCAUGUGCCAAAUGGAGGCUGUUUUUAAGGACUUCUUAGUGCAGAGGAGCUUGGUAGUGCAUGUGCAUGGAGAGUGGAGCCUCUGGCUGGCUGUAGGCUCUUUCUUUGUCCUGGUGCUGUGCAGUAUUCUGACGGCAGCUCGAAUGAGGCAGAGAGUCCAAAGGCAGCUGCAAAAAGAAAGAAUGAAGAGCAAAUGAAAUAAAAUUUGGUUUUAGGGAGUUUACCUCCAGUUCUGGAGGGCUACUAAACUGUGCUGUUCUCUAACACACACCAGAUUCAAUAUACAAAGGACAUCGGUGAACAUUAAUAAUGUUACACCCUUUUUUAAUAAUAGGUAAUAUAUGAAUGAUCAGAACAUGAAGUCCCCUUCUGAGUAUUUUAUGUUAUUGGGAUACUGUGAAAGUUAUGCACAACAAGAGUAAGAAUAUGCCUUGUGACAAUCUGUCAUAGAGAACAGAUCUAUACCAGGCCAUGCUGUAUGUUGUGACCUUAGUGCUAUCUAGUUUGAGAAUGAAUGGGAACCAUAAUGUGUGUUUGCAUAUGUUUCUAAUGCUUACAUGUGUUUGAUUGAAGUAUGGACACAUCAUCACAUUUAACUGUACAAGUACUUGAUAAUGCAAAAAUCAUAGCAAAUCACAACUUUGGGGACAUAACACCACCCUACACAUAUGUGAUUCUUAUAUUAGAUAUUUAUUUAUGGUAUUUGGCAGAGUGAUUUACAAUUAUCUCAAUAAUACAACUGAGCAGUUGAGGGUUAAGGAUCUUGUUCAAGGACCCAGCAUUAGCAGUGCUUGUCAGCACUGUGAUUUGAACUCACAAUCUUCUGAUCAGAAGGCCAACACCUUAACCGCUGAGGUACCACUUCCCUAAAUAGCCCUAAACUGUGGCCACAAAGUUGGAAGUGCAGUAUUGUGCAGCAUGUCUUUAUAUGCUGUAGCAUUACAAUUUCCUUUCACUGGAAAUAAGAGGGCCAAACAUGUUCCAAGGUUGUAGUGGAAAAACUUGAGUGUCUUGAACAGAGCCCUGUCCUCAAUCUGGAACGCUGACUGUACCCCAGACCUCCUCACCCAACAUCAGUGCCUGAUCUCACUAAUUCUCUUCUAGCUGAAUAAUCACAAAUCCCCACAGCCACGCCCCAUAAUCUAGUGGAAAGCUUUCCCAGAAGAGUGGAGGUUAUCAUAACAGUAAAGGGGGAAUGAAUCUGGAAUGGGAUGUUCAACAAACACAUAUGAGUGUGAUGGUCAGAUGUCCACAUACUUUUGACCUCAGAGUGUAUGUAACUUAUCAUUAUUCAGUAACAUUUAUUCAAGGGCAAUUAUGUUAAUUGGACUCACAAUGAGCCAUCAUGUACUGAAAUGUAUUUUAAAACUAAUGUACAAGAGUCCUCAUAAUAAUCAGUUUCAGUUGCUUUUGGUCAGUUUACAAUAAUUUAAAGUAGUUGACUCACAUGUCUCGCAUUAUGUGUUUAUGGGUCUGUGUGUGGCCUAUUUUCUCCUAAUCCUUUUCAGCCUGGGUCCAAUUAAUCACUUAAAAAGAACACAGGAAUCAAGUUAGAUUUGGCUUUAGUGCUAUCGGGAGGAGGAAUGUUUGAACAAAGAAAUGAAUUUUAUUUUGUGAGACUGGUUUUUACCAAAGAGCCUUUCAGAUGCUGGCUCGAGAAAUUACCAGAUCAGAUUUAAUCAGAUUUACCUCAGACCGCAAGAAUGUUCCCCUGUUCUCUGUACAACUGUUAACCGAGGCAGGAAACAUAUCCACCAAAAUAUGUGUACACAGGUUUGGGGUUGGUUGAACAUGACAUGAUUUGUUUGUAAGUUUGUUCUUUAUUUCUAGUUAUAAUGUACUGUAUUUAAUUAAAGAAUUAUUAUUAACUCAGCCAGUUGGUAAAGAUAGAAGACUAUAUGAACUUUUUUUAGUUAUAAUGUACUGUAUUCAGCUGACAGCGUGUUUUCCAUGUGAUGCAGAGUAUUGAUUUUGAAAUAGGUUUUCAAUUCUGCUAAUGGGGUCCUAAUGAAGCUCAAAACCAUCUCCACUGUGAACCCAAGAUGAAACUGUAAACAACACUUAAAUAAAGUAGAUCAUUUCAUGAUAUUAAACAGUGCAUUGUCAUGGCAUGAUGUUGACACAGCAGUAUGAAAAUAA
Ictalurus furcatus (blue catfish) is the source of this 3175-nucleotide messenger RNA. RefSeq names its product progestin and adipoQ receptor family member VIII (gene paqr8). Gene Ontology annotation, cellular component: plasma membrane. NCBI's taxonomy places the organism in Eukaryota, Metazoa, Chordata, Actinopteri, Siluriformes, Ictaluridae. Gene Ontology annotation, biological process: response to steroid hormone. The transcript is spliced from 2 exons. The coding region runs from base 163 to 1233 and encodes 356 amino acids. Gene Ontology annotation, molecular function: nuclear steroid receptor activity; steroid binding. The record is from RefSeq and is a predicted model, not a curated record.